GAAUCUUAAUCACUCUAACAUAAGCUAAAGUAUUAUCAACACUAUCAAUAAAAGCCUAAUAACUCAACUGUUACAAUGAGUUUAACUUUGUUUGCUUCCAUCUUCGUCCUUUUGAUCAACCAGUCCUUCGCUUGUGACUGUGGUCAGGCUACUGGUUACACAGCUCCUGUAAAAUCAGAAGGCAAGUUGACUCGAUUCCCUUGGUAUGUAGCUAUUGAAAAUAAAAAUCAGAAAUCUUGUGGUGCUGCAUUGAUUGAUGAUCAACACGUUGCUAUUGCUGCUCACUGUCUUUCUGGUUCAGACGCAGCAGCACUCAGAGUUCAUUUGAACGACAACUCAACAAAAUCAGUCGCAUCCAUUUGGAUUGAUGAACGAUAUGACGAGAAGACUGGUGCCUAUGAUUUUGCUGUAUUGACUUUGACUUCUCCAGUUGACUCUCAAUUCAAACCCAUUUGCUUACGGAAACCAGCUUUAUAUCCUGUACCUGCAAUUUACCUUGUUGGUACAAAAUCUGGUGAACAUCUUGAAAGCUUGCCUAGUCCCUACUUUGGUUCCAAGUGUCCUUCUCCUGCUACCAAAACUCACCUCUGUGUUAUGAAUUAUAAUAAAGUGGAUAAUGAGAGUCCUGAAGGUCCAUACAUGGCUAAUGAAAUGAAUGCGAGAUAUUACCUUACCGGAGUUACUUCUCGUAGUUUUCCCGUUGGAAUGCCAGAUCUAUUCACUGAUGUCAGUCAAUACAAUGAAAAGAUGCGAGAGUUGGCUCCAAAAAGUUGUUGGAGAGACACCAAUGACUUCAGUCAAUAAGUUCAGUCAUUGAAAUCAACCCUUUCCAAAGCGUGUGUAACAUAAGUUUCUAAAUCUCUAUUGAUUUCUUUUUGAAUAAAUAAUUGCAUCCAUAUCUUCA
Molecule: messenger RNA, 904 nt
Organism: Tetranychus urticae (two-spotted spider mite)
Lineage: Eukaryota; Metazoa; Arthropoda; Arachnida; Trombidiformes; Tetranychidae
Product: transmembrane protease serine 6
Biological process (GO): proteolysis
Molecular function (GO): serine-type endopeptidase activity
Source: RefSeq, a predicted model, not a curated record